CAAACAGCCAGGCCGCACCAAGCUUUCGCAUCGCUCAUGGCGGACCUUGCAGCCCUGCAAACCGAGCUGAAGGCCGCCAAGGAGCGCUGGGAGGACCUCAAGUUGGGCAAGGCCAAGAAGGAGGCGGAGACCUUCCCGUUCCCCGUUUGGGCCAUGCUGGCGACGCAGCAACCUCCGGCCGCCAAGGCAUUUGAUGUGUACGAGAUUCCGGUGAAGCUCAUCAUCAAUGGCCUUGAGCCCAACCUUUGCGUGGAGGUGCCCAGUCCCGAGCUGCCGGCGCAAUUGCAGGCCAAGAUCGCGGAGGCGGUCCUCAGCGCCUGGAAGAAGCAUCUCACGAAGAAAGCGCCCUGGGGAAUAGGCCCAACCUUCGAAUGGGUGUCCACGAACUUCGCGAAGCUGUUGACGCUGGAUACGGACUGCCUGCACCCCUACGAGGGCUGCGAUGAGAAUGACUGCAGCAUGAGAAGGUAUGCCAUCGGUCCGCCGGCGGCACCGCCGGCGGAGGAGGAGGAUGAGGAGGAGAGUGAAGAGGAAAGCGAAGAGGAGGAUGACGAAGAAGCAAUUGCCAUGCAGGAGAGGCUUGCGGCGCUUCUUCUUGAAGUGGAGGGUCAAGACGGAGAUGGAAGAAAGAAGCUGAGCCCCGAGGAGAUCGAGCGGAAGAGGAAGGAAGCUGAGGAGCUAGGGGAGAAGGCUCGAACUCUGUCGAAGAAGGAGCGCGAAGAAAUGAACAAGACCCGGAAGGAGAAGGCGGGCCACCGCCUGGCCAAGACGGGCUCGAAGAGUCGGAAGUUCGAGGGCGAUGGCGCCACCUCCAAGGAGGAGAAGAAGAAGAAAAACCAGCAGAACGUGAAGAAGCGUUUUGGGAUCGCCUGAAGUUGAGUUGAGCAGAGGUGAGCUUUGGCAUUGCAAAGCAGGCCCUUGCAAGUGGAUUGGACGUGGGAGAUUCCUGUGACGCUGACUAUAGUGGGCCCAGC
Messenger RNA from Effrenium voratum, 974 nucleotides. The record is from the annotation of a GenBank genome assembly. NCBI's taxonomy places the organism in Eukaryota, Dinophyceae, Suessiales, Symbiodiniaceae.